This is a messenger RNA of Adineta steineri, 384 nucleotides long. Lineage: Eukaryota; Metazoa; Rotifera; Eurotatoria; Adinetida; Adinetidae. The record is from the annotation of a GenBank genome assembly.
AUGGGAGAGUACUCAAAAGCACUUUCAUAUUACGAAAAAGCACUUGAGAUUAAACAAAAAACUCUUCCUUCAAAUCAUCCUUCAUUGGCUAUUUCAUACAACAACAUUGGUGAGACGUAUAGACAAAUGGGAGAGUACUCGAAAGCACUUUCAUUUUACGAAAAAGCACUUGAAAUCUAUCAAAAAACUCUUCCUUCAAAUCAUCCUGAUUUGGCUACUUCAUAUUGGUGCAUGGGAAGUUUGUAUGAAAAUAUGAAAGACUAUUCGAAAGCACUUUCAUAUUUUCAACGUGCUCUAGACAUCAAACAACGUGCAUUACCUCCAACUCAUCCUAGUAUUAAAAAUGUGAAACAAAGUAUUGAAAUUGUAAAAAAGAAAUUAUAA